Messenger RNA from Melanaphis sacchari, 1100 nucleotides. RefSeq lists its product as uncharacterized. The record is from RefSeq and is a predicted model, not a curated record. The transcript is spliced from 2 exons. Lineage: Eukaryota; Metazoa; Arthropoda; Insecta; Hemiptera; Aphididae. The coding region runs from base 303 to 674 and encodes 123 amino acids.
UUAACGUGAAUCAGUCAUGCUUAGGACGCUGUUCUCGUACAGACUUGUUUUCCUCGUGCAACUGCUAGGUAUUUUUCGAAAAUAAGUAUAACAAUUUGGUAUAUUGAUAUCUACACUAAAUAAUAUACAUUUAAUAAUUAAUUUCGAAAUUUUAACUGUAUAGUGAUUAUAUAGAUUAUAUGGACCAUAUAUCUGUAACACAUUGUCAAUUUUAAAUUUGAGUCAAGAUCUGUUUAUUGAAUUCCCAUAAGGUAUAUUGCGGAACGUAAUAACAACGAUAGUUCCUAGAUGUCAAUAUUUAAAUGUUCUGUUAUAUUGUGAAGUAUCUGCAGAAUGUCGUCAUGACGAAGGCGGUGGCUUUAUCAUUGGUCACUCCUUCAGACCGCAGCGGACUACACACGUCCAUGUACUUUUGGCUGGCGCUGUUGGCUGUGUGCCAAUGCCUAUCCGGGACACCGACCACGGCGUCGACAACUCGCCAUUGGAGCUUGGCCGAACUUUCGGUGACGUCUAGCGAACUGCCCAAACAGAUACCGGCGCCGCCUUACCCUGUACAGCAAAGGAUCCAAUCGACUCCGCACUACGAUCAACAGCUGAAAUUGCCGUCCGGAAACGGCGUGGGUUCGCGGCACCACUACUAUCCGUGGACCCGACCGACGGUAUCGAUUAUUUGAGCAGACAGAUUUCAUCGUUACCUUUACUCGUCGUCAUCAUUGCUUUGCCCACAAUUUCAUCACUAAUCAUUAUUCGACGACCGCGGCAACCGGAACCGCACUGAAACGGGCCGGUUCCUUACAGACAGAUAGUAUUUGUAGUUACACAUUAUGCAAAAUACGAAUCCAAUACGGGUUGUACACAGGUUUGACUAGAACCCACAGGUCAACACAGUUAAUUGGACCCCAAACCGAUCCAAUUCUUUCAAGUAAAAGUAAUCCAAACUUUUAGUAUGUCAAGCAAGAGAAGCGUGAAUUACCCAUCCGCGGAAUCGGAGCAGAUAUGCAAAUCAAAUUAUAAAAAAGGUUCCAGUUCCUGAAUCAUCAAUUUUCGUAGAGUCGGUUUAACAAUACUAAACCAACAAUAAUUAUAUUGUUAUUCAUAUA